UCACAAAGUUUUGACGUCUCGGUUGAUCAGUUCGUCGCGACGUAACAAUUGAAUACUUAUUCAUAAAAUAGUGCUCUUUGUUUUAAAUACUCACGCUUUAAUUCGUGUUUGAUCGUUGUGAAAGCAUUUUCCACUUAUUGAAAAGUGCUGCAUAUUGCCAAUUUUUUGUAUUCGUAUCUAAUUUUUCAUAUUUGAAACGAAUACUAAUUCAAAAGAAAUUACUUUCGUCGUCAUCAUAAGUCAAAUGUUCUGUUGUUAGCAUUGGGUGCUGUUUACGUAAAAUGUAUUAGAAAGUGAUAACUUGAUACUUGUGUAUGGAAUCAAAAUUUCAAUUAUUUUGUUAUAUAAGCGCCUAGUAGAAUAACAUUGCAGUUAAACUAUUGUGCUGCUACGUAUUACUAAGUUGGCCGUGAAAAGCAGUCGACUUAUACCGACUGCGUACAUCCGUUUUCUGUAAAAACUUGGGUUAUAUCUACUCAAAAGUAACUAAGCUGAUUGGAAAAGCAGUUCACGUUCACAAAUGCAACAAAGAUGCUAAAUUUGGUCGAAGCCUUAGCCAAUGUCUCCGGUGCUUCCCAGCCUGCUAUUCGGCUCAUACUUUCUGUUCUGUUAGCUUAUCCAUUGGGAGCACUUUAUCGAAAACUUAAUGUAUCCAUCAUCGUGAAAAAUCUAUACAUUGCCAGUACCGGGAUUGCAUUGGUCAUAUUCAAUUAUGGCUUCGAUGUUUACCAUAGUGCAUUGGCGGUGUUUGUGACGUAUCUGCUCAAUGCGUUUCUCGCCACUAGCAGCCUGCUCGUUCCAAUAAGUUUUUGCUUCCACAUGGGUUAUCUUCUUAUCGGUUACUACUUUACCACAUCGGAAACUUAUGACAUCAAGUGGACUAUGCCGCACUGUGUGCUGGUGUUAAGGCUAAUAGGAUUAGCGUUUGAUAUCUCGGACAGCUACCAGAAAGAACUGCAAGGCAAAAGAGAUGACAAAUGCGUUGGAAAACCUUCGCCCUUGGAACUAAUUGCCUUUACGUACUUCCCAGCAUCGGUUCUAGUGGGACCCCAAUUUUCAAUGAUACGGUACCGCAGAUUCGUCAGUGGCCAAUACGAACAGCACACCGUCGAAGCACCAAUGUAUUCGAUUAAAAAGUUUCUACAAGGAGCUUUCUACUUGAUUGUGAAUCAAGUUGGAUCCCAAUUCGUGUCCGAUUCGUAUUUGCUCUCAAGUGAUUUUGAACAAGAAUCGUUCUUUAUGAAGCACAUCUACAUGGGACUAUGGGGUCGUUUUUCUCUAUACAAGUACAUCUCGAUAUGGUUGCUGGCCGAGGGAGCUACCGUUCUAUUCGGUCUUACCUACAUCGAUGCUAAACCAGGCGAGCGAGAGUACGACUCGGACGAGUUGUCGGGUUGUACAAAUAUUAAGGUCGGAAUAUUUGAAAAUACCAGCAAAUUUGGCCACUAUGUCGAAUCGUUCAACGUUCAAACCAAUCACUGGGUCGCCAUAUAUGUGUAUAAGCGGUUAAAGUUUUUGAAUAACCGUGUGUUGAGUCACUUCGGAGCGCUCUUAUUCCUGGCUGUCUGGCAUGGCUUCCACAGUGGUUACUACGUUACUUUCCUUAUGGAGUUUCUGGUGAUCCGCAUGGAAAAGGAGAUCGAACCGGUCUUGCUAAAGAAUGAGCGAUUGCAGACAUUCCUGCAGCAUACUAUGAUAAAGUUAGCAGUUUUCUUACUACUUAAAUUUUACACAAUUGUAUUUGCCGGUUGGUGUUUGAUUCCAUUUGUAUUUCUAAGCUUUUCCAAAUGGUGGCAUAUCUAUUGUGCCGUUCGAUUUUCCGGAAUAUUACUGUUCUUGUUGGGUAAUAUAUUUAUCAAACCGUUACUUUUGGUAAUAUUGCCACAGAAUAAGCAAGAGUUGAAAAAAUCCGACUAAGAUUUGGUCGAAUUUAGCUGUUUAAUCUAAACAAAAAAAAAUGACUACUUUCAUAAAUACCUAACGGCAUACAUCGGAUGAGAAUUUGAAAAAAGACAUUUGAAUCCAUCCAAGAAAAGAAAGAGAAUUACAUAGAUACUUUUGCUCACUUAAGUUAUGUAUUAACUACACUUGAGGAUGACUUUUCCAGUAAGUUUAAUGGUAAGAACGAAUUAGUUUAUAUCAAACAAACUUUCUUGAAGCAAACAUUUUAAACAGAAGAAACCAAAGCUAGAUUGUAUCUGCUUGAAUAAUCACGAUAGCUUCUAUUUAAUUUAUGGACAGGUAUACCGUAUAUCGUUUCCCAAACGAUUAUAACCUCUACAGUUGAAACAAAAAAAAACGAAAUUCUAGUGCGGCACGCUCCAUAACCCAGAAGACUCGUCUGCUGUGAAAAAUGUCUCGAUUUAUUAUUAGAAAAUACGCGGAACUUGCAUCUUUUCCUAUGCAACUUCAUCGAGGAAAGCGGAAAUUUGUCUAAAAGCACCGCUCCCAUUGCGAUUAAAAGAACCUAACAAUGUUCUUCGUUCCUUAAACAAGAAGACUUAGAAUCUCGAAUAAUAAAAACUAAGGAGUUGCAUUCUUUAAAUUUAUGAAUAUUCAAUAAAAAUCACAGGUAGUUGAUGUGAUUCUUUGCAAAAGAAAAUCGUCAAAUUGCCGGAAAGUCAUACUAUUAAGAUGUAUGUGGAAACCAAGCAGAUUUUAGCAGAGAAAAUAUGCUAACUUUAACAAUAUAAUAAAAUAUUAAGAAUACAAACAAUCUUCAUCUGCCGUAGGUCAAAGAAACAAGUAUUUUUUUACACAAACAAAUGCAUAAUACACCAGAUUGCCACGUAGAAUACUUUUCGGAUAAUAAAAGUUCUAGUCAGUUCAUGAGUUAAAUGAUAAAAA
Molecule: messenger RNA, 2847 nt
Organism: Malaya genurostris
Lineage: Eukaryota; Metazoa; Arthropoda; Insecta; Diptera; Culicidae
Gene: nes
Product: lysophospholipid acyltransferase 5
Exons: 5
Coding region: 532-1917 (461 amino acids)
Biological process (GO): lipid modification; phosphatidylcholine biosynthetic process
Cellular component (GO): membrane
Molecular function (GO): 1-acylglycerophosphocholine O-acyltransferase activity; lysophospholipid acyltransferase activity
Source: RefSeq, a predicted model, not a curated record